AUGGCAAAAAAAACGAUCUACGAUUUCAAAGUAAAGAAUGCUGAAGGUGAGGAAGUUUCAUUGGAAAAGUAUCGUGGCAAAGUCGUCAUUAUCGUUAAUGUUGCUUCAAAAUGCGGGUUGACGAAUUCUAACUAUGCUGACUUAAAGGCGUUACUGGACAAAUAUAAGGGGUCAGGCUUAGAAAUCGCUGCUUUCCCCUGCAAUCAGUUUGGUGGUCAAGAACCAGCAUGUGAAGUCGAUAUCCGUAAUUUCAUUAAGGAAAAAUUUCUGUUCGAGCCUGAUCUUUAUGCUAAAGUUGACGUUAAUGGCAGCAAUGCUGAACCGUUAUUCAAUUUUCUCAAAACAGAACAAGGCGGUUUUCUUGUUGAUGCGAUCAAAUGGAACUUCACGAAGUUUCUCAUUAACAAAGAGGGUAAGCCUGUGAAACGAUACGCUCCAACAGUGAAGCCAAGAGAUUUUGAGAACGAUAUCGAGCAACUUCUUCGAGAAUAA
Messenger RNA from Dracunculus medinensis (Guinea worm), 492 nucleotides. Lineage: Eukaryota; Metazoa; Nematoda; Chromadorea; Rhabditida; Dracunculidae. The record is from the annotation of a GenBank genome assembly.